UUGAUACUCUACCAACUGCGGCAGGACCUUAUAAUAUAAUAUAUAAUUUAUUAUUUAUGUGGUAUUGUGGUAUUAAUUGUAUUAUAUGCAUCGUGAUUACGGGUACGGACUACCGAGAUUAACUAAUUAUUUCAAUAAAUUUUGACAACAUAGUCUAAUUUUCAAUUAAUAUUUGUUAUUUGUUAAUGUUGUGACAAACUCCACUCGUUCGUUUGUACUAUUAAGCUACACAACAAGCUUACCAUUAUAAAUUCAAAAAAGUAAAUAAAUUAAACCAUUAUUUUAAAACUGUUUGAAACAAAGUAUGGCAAUGCCAAAAUCAAUAAUUGAUACAACUGUUGCGGGUAAAGAAAAUUCUAAUGAACAGACCCUUUUAGUGAAAUUAUUCAAGAUGCUAUUUAAUCUGCCACCAACCAAGUUAUCUACUGAAGCUGUGAUUGAUAUAAUUAAUGAUACUCAAGAACAAGUUAUUAAAAAAGGCACGAUUGAUCCUGAAUCUCAAAAAUCUUUAACCAGCUUUUAUGAAUCAGCUGAUCUGGAAACUGUAAGAGAAGAAGAAACAAUUAGAAGAAUGUUAGAUAUAAUACAUGAAAUACGAAACAUACGUCAUCAAAAUAUCAAAUCACUUCUGCAGUCUCAAAGAAGUUCGACAUUUCUUAAAUUAUUACAAGUAACAGCUACACGGAUGCCAGUGUGGUUUCCAAGACAUGAUGAACAACCACCUCCAUUGUGUGGUGCUAUUGAACCACUACCUUCAUAUGUUGCAAAAAGUGGGGAUUUGGUGGCAGCACUUGUUAAACAAUCUGGAGAAGAGCGAUGGAUUGUGGCAGAAGCAGUCGCAUUUAAAAAUGGAAGAUAUGAAGUGGAAGAUAUUGACGUGAAAGAAACUAAUCGUAAUUUUACAUUAGAAAAAAUAUAUGUGAAGCCAUUACCACUAAUGAGAGCUGAUCCAGUCACUUGUCCAGACGCACUUUUUCCAUGCAAUCAAUUUGUUUUAGCAAUGUAUCCUCAGACUACUUGUUUCUUCAAAGCUCUAGUGAAAGCUCCUCCUAAAACAAGUUAUGAUGGAUAUGAAGUUUUAUUUGAAGAUGAUUUCAAUCAAUAUACCAUAAUGAUGGUUGUAUCCCAAAGAUUUGUUGUUUCGUAUCCACCAUUAGAAAUUAUUCAUAAAGACGAAGAAAUGAUAGAAUUUUAAUUUUAUAUAACACUACUCAUUAGUUUAUAAAUUUAACUAUUUAAGAUGUAUUUUAGUGUUUUGUAUGGAUUUUUUAUUAAU
This is a messenger RNA of Diuraphis noxia (Russian wheat aphid), 1276 nucleotides long. RefSeq names its product SAGA-associated factor 29. The record is from RefSeq and is a predicted model, not a curated record. Lineage: Eukaryota; Metazoa; Arthropoda; Insecta; Hemiptera; Aphididae. Gene Ontology annotation, cellular component: SAGA complex.